AUGAAAUUUUCUUCGCUCUCUGCUUGGGCGACCUCUUUCACACCAGCACUUGCUGGCUUGGUCGGACACCCCCGCGCCACCACCUUUAACAAUCCUAUCAUCUACUCUGAUUUUCCAGAUAACGAUGUCUUUCUUGGCCCGGAUAACUACUACUACUUCUCGGCUUCCAACUUUCAUUUCAGCCCUGGAGCCCCUGUUUUAAAGUCCAAAGAUCUGCUCAACUGGGAUCUCAUCGGCCAUUCAAUUCCCCGCCUGAACUUUGGCGACGGCUAUGAUCUUCCUCCCACCUCUCGAUCCUACCGCGGUGGUACUUGGGCGUCAUCACUCCGAUACAGGAAAAGCAACGGACAGUGGUACUGGAUCGGAUGUAUCAACUUCUGGCAAACCUGGGUAUAUACUGCCUCUUCGCCCGAAGGUCCUUGGUACAACAAGGGAAACUUUGGCGACAACAAUUGCUACUACGACAACGGUAUACUGAUUGACGAUGACGACACCAUGUAUGUCGUAUACGGUUCUGGUGAGGUUAGAGUAUCUCAACUAUCCCAGGAUGGAUUCAGCCAGGUCAAAUCCCAGGUAGUUCUCAAGAACACUGAUAUCGGUGUGCAAGAUUUGGAGGGCAACCGUAUGUACAAGAUCAAUGGACUCUACUACAUCCUUAACGAUAGUCCAAGUGGUAGUCAGACCUGGAUUUGGAAGUCGAAAUCACCUUGGGGCCCUUACGAGUCAAAGAUCCUUGCCGACAAGGUCACUCCACCUAUAUCAGGUGGUAACUCGCCUCAUCAGGGUAGUCUCAUCAAGACUCCCAGUGGCGACUGGUACUUUAUGUCCUUUACUUGGGCUUACCCUGCCGGCCGUCUCCCGGUUCUUGCACCGAUUAAGUGGGGUAGCGAUGGUUUCCCAAUUCUUGUCAAGGGUGCCAAUGGCGGAUGGGGAUCAUCUUACCCAACGCUUCCUGGCACGAACGGUGUGACAAAGAACUGGACAAGGACUGAUACAUUCCCCGGAAACUCACUUGCUCAGUCCUGGGAGUGGAAUCAUAACCCGGACGUCAACUCCUUCACUGUCAACAACGGCCUGACUCUUCGCACUGCCAGCGUCACGAAGGACAUCUACCAGGCGAGGAACACACUCUCUCACCGAACUCAUGGCGAUCAUCCAACCGGCAUAGUGAAGAUUGAUUUCUCCCAGAUGAAAGACGGUGACCGGGCCGGACUUUCAGCGUUCCGCGACCAAAGUGCAUACAUUGGUGUUCAUCGAGAUAACGGAAAGUUCACAAUCGCUACAAAGCAUGGGAUGAAUAUGGAUGAAUGGAACGGAGAGACGAAAGACUUGGGGCAAAUAAAGGCCACUGCUGAUGUGCCUUCUGGAAAGACCAAGAUCUGGCUUAGGCUUCAGCUUGAUACCAACCCUGCCGGAACUGGCAACACGGUCUUUUCUUACAGCUGGGAUGGUGUCAAGUAUGAAACAUUUGGCCCCAACUUCAAGCUCUACAAUGGCUGGGCAUUCUUUAUUGCCUACCGAUUCGGUAUCUUUAACUAUGCCGAGACAGCUUUGGGAGGUUCAAUUAAAGUUGAGUCUUUCACAGCUGCAUAG
This is a messenger RNA of Fusarium oxysporum Fo47, 1593 nucleotides long. Its product is annotated as glycosyl hydrolase. Gene Ontology annotation, biological process: carbohydrate metabolic process. Lineage: Eukaryota; Fungi; Ascomycota; Sordariomycetes; Hypocreales; Nectriaceae. The coding region runs from base 1 to 1593 and encodes 530 amino acids. Gene Ontology annotation, molecular function: hydrolase activity, hydrolyzing O-glycosyl compounds. The transcript has a single exon. The record is from RefSeq and is a predicted model, not a curated record.